Molecule: messenger RNA, 384 nt
Organism: Dicrocoelium dendriticum
Lineage: Eukaryota; Metazoa; Platyhelminthes; Trematoda; Plagiorchiida; Dicrocoeliidae
Source: the annotation of a GenBank genome assembly
UGUGUUUUACGCUAAGAAAUGAGAUCGUAGGUGGAGGAGGAGGCUAAAAGGGAUGGGGAGGGACAAAGAAACUCACAGCACGAACGCCACUGAGGUAGGCUCCUUGCCAUGUCAGCAAGUGUAUCCAGCCAAACGUGUUCACCGUCUUUUGGACCCCAACCAGGGAGCCGUGACGAUCCAACCGAGGCCAGCUCCGAAGUGAGGAAGUGUGUGUUCAAUCCUUCUGCACGGAAUAUACCCACAUCACUGGACCGAAGUUUAUGCAGGUAGAGGUCCGUUGUUCGGGCAAAUGCCUGACACGUUUCCCGCCUUUUUACGUAUGCUGCGUAUGACAAAUGGCUUGCCGGAAACAUUGAUCACAUUGUUCGGAGACUUAGAGGAAUA